Salpingoeca rosetta is the source of this 1671-nucleotide messenger RNA. RefSeq lists its product as uncharacterized. Bases 1 to 1671 code for a protein of 556 amino acids. The transcript has a single exon. The record is from RefSeq and is a predicted model, not a curated record. NCBI's taxonomy places the organism in Eukaryota, Choanoflagellata, Craspedida, Salpingoecidae.
AUGACACCAGCGCCUACCAACCCCAGCAGCUCGUUUCAACACACCAUCUACAUUGCACACAAUGAAGUGGAGACGGGAAUCGAGGCCCGUGCCCUGCAACAUGACCUGAAUGAUCGCUACAACAGUGUCGUGUUUACCACCCCUGUGCGCCGAGACGACCCUGACGCAGUGGCGGAGGCAUGCGCCAAUAUCAAGGCUGCGGAUGUGAUUGUGCUGCUCGGGUCAAAGCUCUUCGGCAAGCGCACCUGCGACAUGUUCAGCAGUCACGACGAGCUGCGUUACAUUUUGCAAGCCAACACGCCGAUCGUGCUUGUGCACAUGUGCCACCGCUUCAAGUACUGGGCCAGCCAGCGCAUCCUCUCGACGUCCCGCUUGCAUUCGUGCGCCUGGCUAGCACACACGUUACCAUCCUCCUCGUCAGAGGCCAGGACGACGCCACCACAACAGGUCCUGCACACCAUCGAGGCGGCGAUGGCAAGAGUAACCAGCUGUGGCAGCAACCCAGCUCCUUCAGCACCAACACAACCACAGCCAGCAGCACCAACACAACUGCGACCAGCAGCACCAACACAACUGCGGCCAGCAGCACCAACACAACCACAGCCAGCAGCACCAACACAACUGCGACCAGCAGCACCAACACCAUCUGUCGUCCCGAAACAUUGCACAGUAGCCCCGACGCUGCCGACGCUGUACGAAGAAGCUGAGACCAGCAGCGUGGGCACGAGCGACGAUGGCAACGGCGCCGACGACAAGCACGCUGCAAAAACCCGCACGGACGAGGGGCGUGAUGACUCGCGGGCGUGCGUUCGCCGCCUCACGAGUGAUGCACAGGAGCACAUGUCCUGUCCUGAAGGAGCGACGGCCGCGCUCGCCGCCCUUGUUGCCUGCAGCAUCGAGAGUCCCACCAGCAUUGUGUGCUGCCUUGCACGGGAUCAACUUGCUGUGAACACCGUCCUUGGCGUCAUGCGUGCCCACCCGCGCGUAUGCGAGUUGCAGCGACUAGGCUGUCGCAUCCUGGACCGUGUGAUGUCGUUUCUCUUUAGCACACGCAAGCAGCAGCACCCACGAGAAGAGCAGCUGGACGCCGGGGAGGACGAGCACAGCAUGCGCUGUCUGCUGCGGGAACGCAUCCCUGAACCCGUGCUCACGGCAAUGUGGCACCAUCAAGGAGACGAUGCCAUCCAAGCAUACGGCUGCAGGAUUCUGCGACGGCUUACUCGGGACCCUGACAUGCAACACGAGCCCUUGGUGCGUGCUGGCGCUGUUUCCGCCAUCGCCACCGCCAUGCACACCCACACGCGCGUACCCUGCAUCCAGCGAGCAGCUUGCAAGGUUCUGACCAAGCUCAUCCUGCGGAGCGAUGAGGGCGACGCGCUUGUGCGCGAGGUUGUGGACCUGGGCAUCCUCGAAGCCUUGGCUGAGGCGCUACAGCACCACGCCAUGGACGCCGCCGUUGUUGGCGCUGCAUGCCAGUUCUCUCAAGUACUCCUGCAGUCCCUCCCUUCGCCCUCGGAUACCGCAACUCUGGCGGCUUCGGAUUCAAUCGGUGCACGCGCCCUUGCCAAGACGGCCGCAGCGCUACUGACCUCCGCCGUUGAGCUGAUAGACGAAGGACGACACGGGCCAGCAGCAGCCCACUCACACCAACAGCAGCAGCAAAAGCGGUGA